Molecule: messenger RNA, 843 nt
Organism: Pleurotus ostreatus (oyster mushroom)
Lineage: Eukaryota; Fungi; Basidiomycota; Agaricomycetes; Agaricales; Pleurotaceae
Exons: 6
Coding region: 1-843 (280 amino acids)
Source: RefSeq, a predicted model, not a curated record
AUGGCAUCCCGUUCGCGCUCUCGUUCACGCUCACGUUCUCCAGAGAGAUCCAGAGACCUCCCACACAACGCCUCUCCAAUAUCAGAAUCCGAUUAUUUUCUCAAGAGCGCAGAAUUCAGAAUCUGGCUGAAGGAUGAGAAGCGCAAGUACUUCGAUGAACUGUCGGGGGAGAAAGCUAGAAGUUACUUUCGAAAGUUUGUAAAGGCUUGGAACAAGGGGAAACUAUCCAAGUCACUAUACGCCGGCGCAGACCCUGCCUCCGUUGCGGCAAAUCAAACGAGCUACAAGUGGUCAUUUGCUUCCAAGCAGACCCGAAAUGACGCCGCUGCUUUAGACGCUGCGCGGCAUGAGAUAGCCGCAGCGACUCAUGGGCGAGACGCCGCAGCCUCUGCUUCUGGUAGCGGCAAACUCCAAGGUCCCACUCUCCCUUCGUCCUCCGACCUCGCGCUCGCCCGUGAACUCGAAGCAGAGAACCGCGACGAAGAGCGCAAAUACAAGCGCAAGCGAGACAAGAUGGAAGCGAAGGACCGGAUUGAGGAUAUGGUCGGGCCGAAGGAAGUAGGCCGUGAGGGGAUGCUAGAGAAGAAGCGAGCCAAGCGGGAUAAUGAUCGUGCAUUCAGGGAGAAGGGUGAAGACGGGCUUGAGGCUGAUGAGACCACUCUGAUGGGUGGUGGAGAUAGCUUUCGAGCAGCGAUCGCAAAGAGAGACGCCAACAAGGACCGAUACAAACAGAAGAAUGCAGAGAAGGCGUAUGAGAUGAGAGAACGGGCGAGCCACUUCAAGGAGAAGGAGAAAGCAACAAUGGAUAUGUUCCAGCAACUGGCAAAACAGCGUUUCGGAUGA